GGUGGGCGUGGCUCACCUGCUCUCUCUCUCCCCCCCCAGGGUGGACGUGGCUCACCUGCUGCUCUACCACCUGAGCGUCUGCUGCAAGAGGAAAUACUUCGACCUGGAGCGCGAGAUCCUGCCCUUCGCCAACUCCAACUGGGGAGCGCUGCGCCUGGGCACGCUCUCGGCCACGCCGCGCUCGCAGCGCUACGGGCGCCUGCUGGGGCGCGUCAGCAGCCACAAGGACAGGUUCGUCUCGGGCCGGGAGAUGAAGAAGCGCCGGGGGCUCUUCGGGCUGCAGAGCCGCGCCCCUCCCCCCCUGCCCCCCGAGCUGCUGCGGGGCCGCCCCUCCCCCCCCCGGGGGAUUUAA
Messenger RNA from Haemorhous mexicanus (house finch), 352 nucleotides. Its product is annotated as PHD finger protein 1-like. The record is from RefSeq and is a predicted model, not a curated record. Lineage: Eukaryota; Metazoa; Chordata; Aves; Passeriformes; Fringillidae. The transcript is spliced from 4 exons. The annotation marks the transcript as partial.